AUGGCUGUACAAUAUGGGCAGCAGAUGAUCUUUCAGCAUGUAGUAGAAAAGCUCGAAACGACGCUUCGUGAGAGAUGCAACGCUAAUAUCCACGGGGUGUCCAGUAGAGACUUGCCUAAUGAACAUCCAGCAGACGUAAGCGCCGCAGCUGAAACCAUCAAACUGGAUGGGAUUGUUUUGAAGGAUCACGUCGUACUCGUAGUAGAUCCGCUUUGCAUGAGCUUUCACAACAACGCAACACCAAUGAAAAUUCGAGAAGUUCAACGGGAGCAGUACCGUAUCGACUCCAUCUUCACGGGCCAUCUUUAUUACUCGUUCGAGUGUGGCGUGGUCAGCCACAGGCUCUUCGGUCCGCGUUCGCUUGGAUCUUGCUACUGCUGA
This is a messenger RNA of Phytophthora infestans T30-4, 381 nucleotides long. RefSeq lists its product as uncharacterized. Lineage: Eukaryota; Oomycota; Peronosporomycetes; Peronosporales; Peronosporaceae. The record is from RefSeq and is a predicted model, not a curated record. The coding region runs from base 1 to 381 and encodes 126 amino acids. The transcript has 2 exons.